Cinara cedri is the source of this 12091-nucleotide messenger RNA. Lineage: Eukaryota; Metazoa; Arthropoda; Insecta; Hemiptera; Aphididae. The record is from the annotation of a GenBank genome assembly.
UCGAGCGUCGACCCGUCGGGCGUCGGUUCUUCUGUACGGCUCACACUUUGGUUAACAAUUACGAGUUACAAUCCUUGUUUUAUAGUUCUAACGAAACGACAUGGGUAGCCGGGCGUUGGUCAUGUCGACCAUCGCCCGGUUGCCAGUUCGAGUCUUUGUUUCAUAUUUUUCUGUUCUUGCACUCCGCCUGACUGGUUGUGGUUCAACGUCGAGUUCUGUUGCACAUCGUAAUAUUGACAUGCAACGACCACCGCCUCUUUAGUAAGUAUAUCAUUUCUUUUCUACGUUUGGCUAUAAUACCGCGUGUGCAUUCCGACUGUUCUGAAACCAACAACGCAGUUUCCGAAUGUAUUACGCACGAGCAGUUCUCAUUCCGUGUAAAUGUGGAUCAGCGUGUUCAACUGUCGUUCGUGAAUUCCGAAAUUCUCGUUCCACGCUAUCCGUUGAUAAACUUGACAAUAUCAACAAUGCUCACUGAACCAAUAUCGUGUCAAUUAUCCAUUGACGCGUGGUUGCCAAUAUAUGUAUGGAAACCAAAGAAAAUUCAGGGGUAUACAUCUCGUUUAUGAUCCAACCUCAUUUUUCAAAUUUUUUUUUUUCAAAAUCUGAGUUUUUAGCUGUACAUUAAGAUUCUAAAAAAAUGUUUGAUCAUCUUCGUUUGGAACUUAAGAGGGAAAACUUCAUGAGACUCUGGUUUUUCGUUUCACAUAUUCUUAGUGAGAAUUAGACAUUAUCAAAUUAUUUUUUUUUUUUCAAAGUGUGUAAUUUUAAUGAAUCCAUUGGUAUAAUCAAAACUUGCCUAUCAUACCUACUUGUAUAGUUAUUGUACCUAAACCUUGAUAAAUAGCAUUUUUGGAAUUGAUCCAAAAUGUGGUCGAAAAAUAGAAAUUUUUUUAUUAUUAUUAUUAUUAUGAUUUGUAGUUAUUGAUAUUUUUAUAACUAAGUUUUUUUUAUUGAAGUCUGAAUAAGUUUAUCUUGCUUAGAUUUAAAAUUACAAACGUUCCUACCCUAGUGACCUCGUCUUUGGUUAUACCCGGAAUGCUUUUUCACUUUUCCCUAUUACCUACCCGACGUAGUUUAGCACAACUAAUCGAGUUAUUUUUGAUAAAAAUUGUCCAAGUGAGCACGGCGAAGCAACGCGUUUAAAAACGAAAUUUUUAAUGUUAGUAUCAUGUUGUAUCUAUGUCAAGUUAUUAAACAUUUCUUAAUCAAAACAAAUUUUGCCGAUUGCUUGAUUUUUCAUUUGAUUUUAUUGUCUAAUUUCUUAUAAACCAUAUUUUCAAUUAUUCUGCAGUUUACUAAUAACAUACUAUUAAUACAACUACUAUUUAUUAGUAAAAUUUUCACUCCCCAGUUACCAUCCAAUUUGUUCACUAGUUUAGAACGUUUAUUGGGUGAUACAUUAAAUUCUGAGUUAUCAUAACUAUUAUUUUGUAUAAUCUAACAAGAUAGUAAUGCGAUUUUAGAAAGAAUCGUUAAAUUUAUUAUACAAGUAGCACUAUUGGUGUUAAAUUUUAUUGAUUGGGUUUUAAAUGUUCACUCCCCAGCUUCCCUCUAAGUUGUUUACUAGUUGAGGACGUUUAGUGAGUGAUAAAUUAAAUUCUGAAUUAUCGUAACUAUUAUUUUGUAUAAUCUAACAAGAUAUUACUGCAAUUUUAGAAACAAUCAUUGAAUUUAUUAUUCAAGUAUUUAUUGUACAAUACAAGUAUUGGUGUUAACUUUUAUUGAUUAGGUUUAAAAUAUUCACUUUUAAGUAGCUUUUUGAUAUAGUAGACUUGUUCCAAUUCUGGUUAUACUAGCCAAUCCAUUGAAGGAUUUAGUAAAUAUUAAAUUCAACUAGUCUAUUGGAAUUAUUGUACCCAUAGUCGGUAAAUGAUCAUGAAACGGAAAAAGGAUCCUUAAAAGCAUUAUAAAUGUGGCAAACAAAUUCAAUGAAAACAAUACACUUGGUCAUAGGUCACUAUGGUUAUAGGUAUCCUGAGUUUACAUUGGUCUAAUAUAUUUAUUUUUUAUUCUGUCUUUUUCAGUUCCUAUUGCAUGAAAUUAAAAUGUCAACUAAUUAGAUAUUCAAAGGAUAUAAAAUGUAAAAUAUGCUUUUUUUCAAUUCAAAAUAUAUCAGCUUUAAGUAAGUAUAAUAAAAUAAAUGUUUUAUGUUAAAUUCUUUGAAGAUAUAUUUACAUUCAAGUAAUAAAUGUGCUAUUUUCACUAUGUGGUAACUUAAUGUGGUAUAGGUUAUUAUUAGGUGUUUGAUCUAACCAAUACAAAGUAUGUUAAAUUUAGUUUUUUUUCUUAUUUCUGGUAAUAAAUAAAUAUUUUUAAAUAUCUUAUUUAUUUAAUACAAUAUAAAGUAGAUAAUAUAUACAAUACAUACAAUGUAUAUUUAUUUUGAAAGUUAAAAAAUGUUAAGUUUACUAUGAUGAAAAUUUCAGGCUCCCUCAUCUGAGAGAACCCAAAAAUUAAUAGUGCAGACAAUUUACCUUUUAUUCUGAGUAAACUUUUUAUAAUCAAAAUAGCAUUGAUGCUGUAGUAAUAUAUUAAUUAUGAAAAUUGAUUGUAAUUUGUAUGAAACAAUUUGGUUUUAAUUUUUAUGAUUUACGAUUUAUUAACUGUGAUGAAAUGUCCAGGCUCCCUCAUCUGAGAGAACCCAAAAAUUAAAAAUGCAGAAUUUACCAAUUUCUGAGUUAAGUUAUUUUUUUUUUUUAUGACCAAGGUUUUGGCAAGUUUUAAAUUUUUUAAAUUAUGAAAGGAUCUGGAAAAAACCACUAGUCUGCAUUUUACUAUGGUGUUCAGGUGUGAUUUUUUUCUGGUAUUUGAUAUGUUUGUUACAUAACCACAUCAUAAUAUUAUUGAAUCAAAAUGAUUAACCAGAAAUAAGUAAACAUUAUUUUAUAUUUUUCUAGUUAAAGUUCUAAAUUUGAGAAAACUAUUUAUCUUCUUACAUGAUGAUCUAAACAGGCUCCCUCUUCUGAGUUAAUCUGUUAAAAGAUUCACUGUAGAAAACUGCUGUAAUGUCUGAUGUCUAAUUUUUAAAGACCUUCCUAUGAUACAUUCAUGUUUAUCUAUUAUUUGUGUUUUAUAUUUUAGGUGUGGCUUAAUGCAUUUUCAAUUUAUUUAAUUUAUUAAUUAUCUAUAUACUAUUUAAGAUUUAAUUUAUGUUUGAUUCAUUUUAUAUAUCUAUAGUAGAUAAUUCCUUUCAUUAAUUUAAAAAAAAAGAUUAUUUUCUAGAGGGUUAAAAACUACUGGUUCUUUAGUUUGUGCCAAAUUAUCAAGAUAUUUUCUCUUAUACAAGAUAUUCACUUUUUAGAGUGUUAGUUUGAUGGAUGUUAAAUUAACCAACCAUUCUAUUAUUUAUCUGUGCUAUCCAUAUGAAGUGUUUGUAAACUGUUUUAAUAUUUUUAUUUUUUUGCUGAUUAUCAAAAGAAAAGAGCUGAUAUUAGAGACAGGUAUACCACUGUUGGGGGGAAGUUAGAAAUGUAGGUUACUUAAUAAAUUAAAUAUAUAAGUAAAGGGUAGACUAUUGCUAGUGAAAAAAUGAUUCUGUGUAAAGUUUGAUUGAACAUUUUUUGAAAGGCCAUGUAAUAUAUUUAUGAUUUUCAUCAAAAUUUAAUUUAAAACUUAUGAAAAACGAAAACUACAUUACAAACAAUUUGUUUUUUUUUUACCACCAAGUUUGACUUAUAACUUAUUAUAAUGAACCUCCUGUUCAUUUUUCAAGCAUUUAUGUUUGGUUUAAUAAUUUAUUCACAAAGUACCUAUCUAUCAAAUAAAAAUUGCAUAAAAGACAUGCAAAAUUAAAAUGUCAAAAUUUUACAUGUUUAAUAAGAGUAAACGUAAGUUUUUUUAUCAAAAUUUCAAGUUUUGAAUAUUUUUAAUUAAAUAACAUAAUUAAAAAUAAUCCUUAUUUUCAUGAAUUUCGGUUUUGCAUUUUUUUUUUUUUAAUUUUGCUCAAUUAUUAAACAAAAACACUUUUACUCACUUACUAGAUUAAAAUGCAACAAAAAAAAAAGUCAAUUUCUAUUGAAGCAAUAUUUCUGGUAGAAAACAUAGUUUGCAAAAAUUAAAAAAUAUGAAAUCAUGGAUUUACAAAAUAACUUGAUUUUUUUUUUUUAUUAUAUGAAUUUCUUAAUAUUAAAAUUUAACCGAAUAAUAUUUAAAUUAUAUUGCCAUGAUGUAAUAGUUAAAAAAAAUAUAUUUAUUUAUAAUGUAUAGGUACACUAGAAAAUGAUAAUAUUUUUUAAAUAGUCUUAUUUUCAUUCUACUACUCAGCUUCAUAUUUACCUCUAUUUUCUUUUAAAUGUUAUUGCCAAAUUAUUUUGCUGAUAUAAUACAUUAUAAGUUAUUAAUUGAUGUAUUAGAUAUUUAUUUUAAUAAUGAGUGAACCUAUUUUUUUAUAAUAGAAAUAUUUUGGUAAUUAAAUAAAUAAUAUAGGUUAAAUAUGUUUUAUAAUAUAAUUUAUCCACUCCCCAGCUUCCUACUUGUGUUAUGUAAGUGAGGACGUUUAGUGAGUGGAAAAAUAUCAUCCAAAUUACUAGUCUGAUGUGUAUGAAUAACGAUUAGCUACUGUAAUAUUUUGGGUACAUUUCAUGGUUAUGCCAUGAAUCAUGAUAAUGGUUAUAAAUUUAUUAAUUUGCAUUAUAUGUAAAUACUUAUGAAACUGGAAAAUACUAUGCCCUUCUAUAAUAAAUAAAUUAAACUCCUUUUUAUUUUAUAUUAAUUAUUUAUUUAGUAUUAACCAAGUUUAUUUUUGUAUUGUAAAUAUUCCAUUUGGUGUAGUUAAUUAAAUAUUGAAAUAAAACAAUAUCAAUAUAAAAGCUAAAAUGGAACAUCAAUGUCUGUUACUUUGAUUUAACACUAAAAUAUAGUGUUUGAAUUUAUACAAACAGAAUACAAUUUCUUAAUGUGUUUGGAAUAUCAGUUGUUCAUGAGUUUAGACAAUAACCGGAGGAAAAUGAGACAUACUUCCCAAUAUCGUGAUUUUAUUUUUUAAGAUCUCUGAAAUUGAUGUAUUAUUUUUGAAUAACUACAAUUUAUCUGUGUUUAUUUUGGACAUUAAAUUUUAAAUCAAAAAAAGGAAAUUAUAACAGACAAUUUAAUUCAAGAUAUAUGUAUGUCUUAAUUAUCCACCGCUUUAUUUAUCUAAAACAGUUCUAUACCCCUUUCCCUUAAAAAGAGAAACAUUGAAAAGCCUUAAUGGUAACAUUAAUAUCUAAAAAUAAUUUUUGGAAAUUUGAAAAACAGUUUCCAAUCUCCUUGAAAUAUUUGACUUUAUCAUAUUAUAUUAUAUGAUCAAGAUAUAUUUUAAAAACAGUUCUUUUUGUAUUUUAAAUUGAAUGGUUUACGAUGCAUGAAAAAUUAAAUUGUUGGUCAUUAUUUAGUUUUUUCUUAUUGAAUUAACUAGAGUCAGGCCAAUAACUAAUAACUAUUCAGUAUAAGAGCAUACCCAGUAGUGAAUAAAAACAAUUUAGAAUUAAGUAUAGUUACACAAGAAAUGUUAAUAAUAUAUUAUAACAAUAAUAGAGUAAACUUUGGUUAAUAAGAAUGAAAAAAUACCUAUAAAAUAAAAUAAUUUAUUUCUCUAGUUUAUAUGUAAAAUAUUAUAAUGUUUUCUAGAUAAACAUAUAGGUGUUUAAUUAGAUACCUUUCCAUAUAAGUCAAUAUAUAAUCUUAGGGGGUCCUAAAAGUAAUGUGACACAAUCCUAACCAGAUACUCAAUCCCAAAAUUUGUGUACAUUUUUUUUUUCAUUUUUCCCUCUGUCACCUACCAAUAUUUAGUUUAGUGUAAACCAUUUGGAGGUUUAUUUUUUAUUAAAAGUUUAACAUGAAUACAUGACAUUUAAGUGGUCAAAAACGUGGUCUUAGCAAGGUUCAGGCUUACACUUAAGAUACUAUCCUCCUUGCAGCACUAUCUAAUUGGUAAUUAUAGGAUAGGUAAUUACCAGCUUAUCUUCCCUUCCCAUAAGUGAGGGUUAGAGUGGACUGCAUGACAUCACUCAAGUCAGUAAGCAAAGCCAGCAACGUUUAAAAAAUUUUGUUUGUGUUUUAUUAUAAUCAUGAUUCUAUACAGCAAAUAUAAACAUAUAUAUAAUUUUUAUUUUAAAGUUUAUAUAAAGAUAGUAUUAUUGAUAAAUAGGUUUAUUACAAGUACUUAAUCAAAUUAUUUUGCUUUAUAGGUAAUGUGAUAUCUUCCAGCUCGUUUGCCAUUUGUGUGUUUUAUUAGUUAUCAAAAAAUGCAAUUAAAAAAAAAGUAUGUAAUAUUCUUUAUUUAAAUAUUAUAUAAUGUUUAUACAAUGUCCCACUAUUUCAGAUAAUUACAGUCCAUAAUUCAUUUCAAGAUAUUAUACUUUUCAUAUUUAAUUUGUUUAAACUGUUUGCUGGAAGCUGUAAAUUGUGUUAAAUUAACAUGAAGAGUUCAUAUUAUGUAUCUGAUGGCCAUGUUGGUAAGUCAACUAAACAAACAAAUGGUGUUCUUUCAUUCUGUCAACAUAAAUCUUACAAAUUAGAUGCAGAAUUCAUGGUUGUCAUUAAAAAUAAGUUUAAUAUUAAUAAAUCAACCAUAAAUUGUAUUUAUAUAAAUACUGAAAUGUUAUGCGAUAUACUUUUGUACGCUUGUUUCUAGUGAUCAACUCUUAAUGAAUACCAUUUGUAGUGUUUCAAUUCUUUCCAGGUUUAAAAAUCAUAUUUAAUUAUUUCACGAUCAAUUAUAAACUAAUCUUAAUUCAUAUUAUAUACUCUACAAACAAAAGAAUAACUCAUAAUAUUUCAAAACAAUCUUAACAUAUUACAGUUCACUACAAAUAGCUUAAGUUUCACUCAUUUAUAUUCAAUAUAUUAUAUCUUUUAUUAUUAUUUUAUUUUCAAAGGAAACUGUGAUAUUUUAUUUUAGCUAAAAUUAAAACAAAAUCAAUGUAGCCCUCAUCAGUUAAUAAAAUUAAGGAAUAGACUAGACAAUCCUUAAUUUUAAAAAAAUUAUCCUUAAGUAUUAUUUCUAAUUAAAUUUAAGUAAUUUACUUGUUAAGUCAUUGCAGUUAUUCAGAUUAACUGAUAAACUAUACUGGUAUUUUAAUUUGGUAAUUGAUAUUUACUGUCAAGUGAAAAUUAGAAGAAAAAAAAAUUGUUUCCAAAAAUCAUUUUUGACUGAUAAAAUUUUUUUAAAAAAAUCACAUUGCGGCCUUUAUUAAAUUAAUAAUUUUUAAGUGUAUAUUUUAAGGUAAUUAUAAGUACUUAGGUUAAUUAGUUACACGAUUGUUGAAGGAAAUGUUUGAAUUAGAGUCAACUUCACAGUAUUAACUUAAAGUUAACAUGAAGUUGCUGUAAGUGUAUAUAAAACUAUUUAUUAAAUAUAUUAAUAAGCUAGAGUAAUAUUUUAUUAUAAAAUAAUGAUAAGCUAAGUUCUAUUUAUGGUUAGUACAGAACUUUUUGAACUAGGUGAAGUGGAUAAUUUUUAGUAUAUUUUUAAGAUAGUAAAAUAAUUUUUUUUUUUGUGCAUCACAGCUUGUCAAGGAAACUUGUCUAUCUCCAAUCUUUUCUAUAUAUUGGAAAUCCUUAUGCUCUUAAUUAAUGAUCUUCACAUAACUUAGAUUUCUCAGUUACUAAACAUUUUGACCAUGAUAAUAAGACCAUUAGUUCAGUUUUAAAGUCAAACAAUAAAUUUUGUGAUUUUUUUUAGAGGAAAUUGAUUUAAUUUUAAAUUAUGGUGACUAGUAAUUGCUUCUAUAGUUCUGCAUUUUAUGGUGGCCCACUUCACUUGAUGUUUUUUAACUGUUUAAUUCUUAUUUUAAAAUUGCCCAAGUAACAAGUGUAUUAUUAUUGGUAAAUUAAUAUUUCAUAGGUGUAAUUUUAAAAUUCAUAUAAAAAAUUAACAACUUCUAAUACAAAGUAUUAAUCAAAAUUGGCUUAUAAAAUUAAUCUCAUUUUUGUCAAAAACAUUCUUUUGAUAUUGCAUGGAAAAAUCUACCAAUUGGUUGUUAGUAUAAUAAUAAACCAUUUUAAGAUAUUAUUGAAAAAAAUUAUAACUGACCACUACGCUUAAACAAGGUUUUUAGAUUCAUUAUUCUAUUAUCGUGGAUAAAUUCAAAAACACGAGGUUUACCGUGUUAAUUUAAGUAUUUCCCAUGAUUGAGAACAUUUCAAUUAAAAAGUACAUUGUUUCUUACUAUGUAUUUAAUUUCAUGCUUAGUAUUAUAUAUAAAUCUUGGCCCUAGUCGUUACUAUUUACUGUUUAGAAUGUAUGAUAUGUAAUAUUUUAUAAAAUUGUAUAAUAAAAGUUUCUAAUUAGAUGUUAAAUAUUAUUAUCGCAGUUUACAUUUGAAUUAUAUAAUUUUUCUAAUUUUAUUCAUUUAUUUUCAUAUUUCCAUAGACAUGUAACAAGUCAUAUUAUUCUAUAAUAAAAUGUUAAAAUUUGUCAUUAACUUAACAAAUAUAACAUUUGAUGUUUUCUUCAUAUUUUAAAUUGUAUUAUUAGUAUUAUUUGUAUUUUUUUUAGUUUUAAGUGAAAACUAAAAUUAGGGCCAAUGACCGGUGGAAUUAGAUAACAUGUUCAACAUUGUUAUUGAAGACAUUUUGACAUGUUGUAAGUGUAAAUACAUAUUAAGUUAAUAUUAAUUCAUUAAGUCAUUAAGUUGACUAAUUGCUGUGCUCUAAGAUGAAGGAUUAGAAAAUGAUUCAGUCUAUGCUUAACCAGCAGUUGAUUUCAUUGUAAGUGUAAAUAAAAUAUUUAUUUAAGUGACAGUCUUGUUAAGAAUACUUUUAGAAAAUGUUUAAUUACUUUUUCUCGAAAGUAUUCAAAUAUUAUCUAAAAGUAGUAAUAACAAAUACUUUUUUUAUAUACAUAUAUAUAUAUAUUUAUAAUAUACACAUCAAGUAAAAAUCUAAUUUAGUUCAAGAGAUUAACACCAUUGGUCAGGCAGCUGGGUAUACACAUGAAACAUAUUAUAUCAAAUAUGGGUUACAUUUGAUUAAUUAAACUAUUAUAGUCAGAAAUUGAUUGAUAUUUAUGUCCCUCUAUGUAAAUCCCUUGUUAAAGGUGUGGGGGAAAAAAGUAGAGGACUACUGACUAGUAAAACAAUAAUAAUAAUAAAAAAAAAAAAAAAAAAAAUGAAACAUCCUUAUGCCCAGAAUAAGUUCACCACCCCCACAGUACUCCUCCAUUUGUCGAGAAUAACCAAUUUACACUAGUAAGGUUGUAGAUGAAUGAUUGCUGUUAAGUUCAACAUAUUUACAGCUGACGUUCAUUUAAUUCCAAUACUAUCAAUGGCUUAUCAUGAUUUACAAUUAUAUCAAUAAUAAAAACAAAUUUUAUUUCUAAUAGUAAUAAUAAUAAUAAAAAUUUAAAAAAGAGAAUUUGUUAUUACUUAGCAAGACUGAUUUAUUAUUAAGGUGUGUCUAACUAUAAUUAAUACUGUCUAGGUAAAAUUACCUAGAGUAUGAAGUAAAUCACAAAUUGUUCUCAUUUGUCGUAAGUAUAGAUUUAUAUUGUACAUGUUUGAUGUACUGUUAAGAAAUUAGAAUGAAGAAUAUGCCUUUUAAUUAGAAAACAAAAUUCAUGAAUGGUUUUAACAUCUUAAUUUUGUUGUAAGUGUAUAUAGAUAUAGAUAAUAUAUUGUACAUGCUUGAUGUACUAGAUAGAAGUUAAGGAAGGCUAAAUCACAACAUUAGAAAACAAGAUUCAUGAACGGUUUUAACGUCUUAAUUUUGUUGUAAGUGUACAUAAAUUUAGAUACUAUAUUGUAUCUAUUCGCGUGUAGUAGAACUUCAUAAGACUAAAGCAAACAUUAGAAAACAAAAUUCAUGAACGAUUUUAACGUCUUAAUUUUGUUGUAAGUGUAUAUAAUAUAGUUUAUAUUCUUAUAUUAAGUCUUAAUUUUAACAUUAGUUAGAUAGUUAGAAAUUUAAAUACUUAAAUUUAUGAAGGAUGUCUGUAAAGAUGAAAUUAGUUUUAAGUAUUAUAUUUUUGGAUAUUUCUCCAAAAAUAUUAAAAAGUGACUGACUGAAUAUUGUCCUAGUAUCCUAUGGGCCUUGUUUUAAAAUAGCUGAUGAGGGUUACGAUGAUAAAAUAGUUAAUAAAUCUUUUAAAUUGCAUUUUUUUUUUUAGUUAUUUAACCAUAUAAUAUUUGUGAAAAUUUCUAUCUAUCUGUCGCAUGGCAAAAAAAAAUGCACUUAUUUGAAAAUACCGAUAAGCCAAAUAUGUUACCUUAUGUGGAAUACACCUUAACUUAUGUGGAAUUUUAAAAAUGAUUAAUACCAUAUAAUAUUUUAUAACUAAUGCCUGAUAUCUCCAACAAUAUGCUAAAUAGUUUGUAACAUGCGAUAGAUAGUAGAAAUCGUAUAAAACUUGCUUUUACUUUAGUCCUACUUACAUUUAUUUCAUCAAUUAUGGAUUGUAUCAGAUUCCCACAAUUAUAUAAUAAUAUUCUUUUAAAAAAUAAAAAAACGCCUUUGAUGUAAUAAAAUUUAAUUUUAUUGUAUAAUCCUAACAGUAAAUAAUUUACUUAUGUUCGAUUAGUUCAUAAUAUUUAUGAUAUCUUGUAUGUUAUUUAUUAUAUACAUAUACAGCUUUUAACCAGUAAAUUUACAAUUAUUAUGAAAUAUAUCUUUAUCAAAAGUCAGACAAUUGGCUUAAUUUUAUAUCAUUUAAUUUAACAAAAUAUAGUCGCUCUACGUUAAUACUGUAAUAGUUAAUAAAUUAAUUUAUUUGUCGCAUGUUUAUAAUGUAUCCUUGAAUAAAAUUUAUCUUGACUUCAUUAAUUGUUGUAAAAUUAGUUGUUCUUUUAAAAACUGCACUGUCCAAAAUUAUUUUACAAUUAUUUAAAUUGAUAUUUUGCACAAAACAAAAAUAUAUUUUUAUAUAAACAGAGUGGGAGAUUUAAAAACUGUUAGGAAUAAUAAUUUAUUUAUUCAAUAUACAUGACAAGCCCAUAACAAUACAAGUAGAUAAUAAGUAGACAGGUUACAGAUUGAAUGAGAGGAAUGAAUUGGAAGUGCGCAUAAGGUGAGAAAUGCAUAAUUGCGUAUUCUAGGAUAGGACGAACAAGAGUGCAGAAAAGGAUUUUGAGUGGGAAGAGAUGGUUCUGUUAACCGAUACCGAGCAGGUCCACAGAUUUGACAAGUAGCGAGUGGUUAACGCGAUCAAACGCCUUGGAAAAAUGUGUAUAGAUGAAGUCUACCUGGCUCCGGGCAUUAAAGGAUUCGAAUACAAAGGAAGUGAGGACAAGGUUGCAUGUAAUUGUAGAGCGACCGGGACGGAAUUCAUGUUGAUGGUUGAUUAUCAAUGAUAAUGUGAUUUAGAGAAGGACGUAUGGAGUUAUGUACUAAUGAUUUAAACAUUUUUGACAAAUGAGAAAGAACGGUUGUAAGUCGAUAAUUUGAGAUGGCCAGAUUUAUGAAUAGACUCUAGUUUAAGAAUAAAGGGGAAUUAAUGGAUUUUUUUUUUUUAAAUAAUAUAAUAAGAAGGUAAGCAAAAAGGAGUCUGAUAACAUGAAUAAAAAGUGAUCUUGGACUCCAUCCAAUUAUAUCUCUAUUUAUAUGCAAGAUAACACCUAUGUUAGAUACAGUGGUGUUGUUAAGAAAUUGUUGGACACUUUUGGGUAGAUAAAUUUCGUUUAUCAUCGAGUUUAUAAUCUAACACACUAGCUUCUUUCAAUACGUUUUUUGUUGAUAUGUAACUUGUGAUAUUCUGUCGACUGAUAAUUCGUGAAACAAUUUAACCAUGCAAUUGUAUUAUUAUAUUACGAAAUAUAAUAUAGUUCGUGAUAAUAUGUGUACAUCACGCGGAGAAUUCCAGUCACGGUCUGAGAUAUACAGGACUGGACACGACGUGGUUGGAGGGUGCGGGGAGGUUGACCACGAAAUGUUAUAGAACAAGGGGGUAUUUCCCUUUUAGCAUUAUUGGCGCAGUCUUUGUGGAUACUUACGGAACUAGAUCACAUUAUCACCAAUUCCCAAUGCUUUAAUAAAUAGUAAUUUUUCAUUGAUUUAAUAUUCAAAUUUCUAAUUACGAAUACAUAAGUUACAAUAAGUUAGUUAUAGUGGUUAAUACUUGUAAUUUAACUAAACUUUAUAGUUUUAACCAGCCACCAGGUACCUAGAACAGACC